Molecule: messenger RNA, 970 nt
Organism: Gossypium raimondii (Peruvian cotton)
Lineage: Eukaryota; Viridiplantae; Streptophyta; Magnoliopsida; Malvales; Malvaceae
Product: LIM domain-containing protein PLIM2b
Exons: 5
Coding region: 112-720 (202 amino acids)
Biological process (GO): actin filament bundle assembly
Cellular component (GO): actin cytoskeleton; plasma membrane
Molecular function (GO): actin filament binding
Source: RefSeq, a predicted model, not a curated record
CACUCUUGUUGUCUUCCAUUGAAUUAAACCUCCAUUUUCUUUUCUUUCUUUCUUUUUUCCCCCUUGUUUUCUUAUUGUCAUUUGUGCCUCUCUUUUUUUCAUUACAAGAAAAUGGCAUUCAGUGGGACGACAGAGAAAUGCAGGUCUUGUGAUAAGACUGUUCAUUUCAUUGAAAUGGUAUCUGUUGAUGGUGUACCUUAUCAUAAGACUUGUUUUAGAUGCAGUCAUUGCAAAGGCCUUCUUGUGAUGGGAAGCCAUUGUCAAAGGGAAGGAAACCUUUAUUGCAAGCCUCACUUUGAGCAAUUCUUUAGGGGAACCGGGAGUUACACUUCCAAAGACAAGCCCAAUGGACUGCAAAGGGCACCAAGCAAAGUUGCAUCCCUUUUCUCUGGCACACAAGACAAAUGUGGAGUCUGUAAGAAAACUUGUUAUCCUUUAGAAAAGGUGACUGUGGAAGGUGAAAUAUACCAUAAAAACUGCUUUAGGUGUGCACAUGGAGGUUGUUUUCUUACAACAUCGUCAUAUGCCGCAUUGGACGGUUUCCUGUAUUGCAAGCACCAUUUCGCUCAAUUGUUUAAGGAAAAAGGCAGUUACAGUCAUCUAACUAAGACAUCUUCGAUGAAGAGAAGCCCCUCUGGCGGGAAAUUCGAUGCCGAAUCCGAUUCGGAACCGAAAUCGGAAGAUAACAAAACCGGAACCGAAGCUCAACCUGAUCCAUGAAGGAAAAUACUUUGAUUUGAACCUUCAUGGGACAAUAUUUGUGGUUUAAAAUCUCAGUAUAAUUUUGGUGUUUGAUAUUUAUAUAUAGAUAUAUGCAUGUGUCUUGAUUUAGUCCCAUGAAGAUGUUCAAUGUGGGGUCUAAAGGUGUUGUUUGAUAUUUUAUUAAAAACUAAUUGUUGUUUUAAAUUAUGUGAAAAACUUUAUCAAAGGGAAUUAAAAUGUUACCUUAUAUUUAAAUUGCCCCAGUUGA